GUCAAUAGCCCAUCGCAUCGCCUUUCUUACUCUCCCCUUUGGCAUAUCUUUGUCAGCUAGAGACGCAUCACCCGCCAUCUCCACGACCAAACAGAGCAACGAGGAGAAGGUCGGUGAGAGGUUCACUCGCGUUUGCGGAGAGAGCCUGGACAACUCGAAAGGCAACCUCCACCAUGGCUUCCACGUAUCGUUACGCGUAUGGCUCCCCGAACCGUAGUGCGGGCGCCUGGGGUCCUCGUUCACCCGCUGGGGUCGGCGGCGCGCCACACGCCCAAGCGCUUCCACAAGGGGCUUACGGCGUACCCGCACCGCUCUCCAGUUCACCUUCUCGUCCCUAUGAGCAGCAGCCACAGCAGCAGCAGCAACCACAACUACAGCAAUGGCCUCAUCAGCAGUAUUAUCAACAGAAAGGGCAAGAGCAACAACAGCAUCAGCAAUCCCAACCUCCCCCACUGGCUACGUACCACGCUGGUUUACCUGCUCAACCUGAGGAACACUCAUUCCCGGGUAGUGGAGGCGGUGCUGGCAGCGGUGGAUCUAUACCUUUUACUAAUGAAGCAGCCGUCGACGAAUGGUACAACAACACUGACAUUGGCAUGGAGACGCAAGCCGCGUUUGGCGGGAACGACCCGGCUCGUUCCGGCCCUCCAUCCCCUUCUCCCCACAAGGAGAGCGGACGGAAAGGCAGCCCGUUCGCGGGAAUCUUCAAGCGUGGUCGUCGCUCCUCCAACGUCAAUUCGCGCUCGCCCAGUCCGCUGGAGCCCAUUACCCCUACUGGACUGCCUUCCCCGUCGGCUGGCCCAGAUCACCAAGAGCGCGAGGCAAGGGGUGGGUUCUUUGGCGCGGCAGCCCGUAGACUCUCGCCUGCGUCGCCCGGCCGCCGAAGCGGCGAGAGGGAACGUUCGCGUGACGCGUCGCCAACUUUUGUUGUCCGCUCCGUCACGCGCCAGCCCGGCGGCGUUACUGCCGACCAGUACAAUAACACCGGCGCCGGUAGUCUGCCCGCAUCGCCCAGCUGGGCGGACAACCGGCAAGACCCGCUGCACGAUGCACAACGGCAGCAAAAAUUUCAGCAAGGACAGGCGGGUGGAAGUGCAGUAGGCGCAUAUGUCAGGCAGAAGAGCAGACCUCUGAGCAUCCAUGGCGAUCGCGGCCAAGGACAGCUCGGUGUUCCACCCGGUGGCCCAGGUGGCGGCGUGGGCUACGGCACAGCGCGCUCUCCGAAUGAUGGUAGGCCAAUCCCCAUGGGUUCGGUCGGCGAGGAAGGCGGCGAGCUGGGCAGAGGAAGGCCAUGCGCUCCUGUCGACCCUGCGGCUUCUGCUAGCGGCGGUGUUGCAGAUGCUUUCGACAACGCUCCUCUAGUCAGACCGAGCAGUCCUGGAGCAAUGUCGGCCAAAGCUUUCAGGCGUGGUAGCGGCACAUUCCGGCCUCCCUCGCCUGGCCGGCAGGACGCUGAUGUGCAAGCAGCAGACCUCCAGCGUGCCGCAUUGAACAACAGAAACCAUCUGAAUGCCGGGGAGCACGCGCCUCUCUCAUCGUCUCCCGGUGAAAUUGCUAGUGCCUUUGGACAGAGGCAGCAGAGCGCUCUCAGCUUGAGCAUGCAAACGCAGAACAACAAUGUCGACCAACAACAACAACAGCAACAGCAGCGUAGACAGCUCACUGGACCACGUGACAGCCCCUUUGCGCCUUCUUCUCCUGGGACACGGCCGCAGCAGCUGCAGCAACAUUCCGGGGCACCGGGUGGGACAGGAGGCAUGGCAGGUGUCGGAUCAGGCUUCCGUCGCAGUAGCGCUCAAAGUGGCGGUGGCGGCACUGGCGGCUCACCGGGUCGACACGGCAGGGGUCCGUCUGGCCCCGCCGAACCUGCGUUCAGCACCAUUAAUGCGCAGGCUCUGCUGCAAGGUACGUCGCCGCACCGACAGCAGCCCCAGUACCAGAAUCAGGCAUAUCCGAACUCGCCUGCGCGUCAAGCGCCGAUGCCCGCGGGGUACUACUCCCAACAGCAGCAAGAUAAACAACCUCCAGCUGGCCAGCAGCGUGGUGGCCUCCUAUCUGACGCAGCGAUCCACGGCCUACCAGAGCCUAUCGUUAUUCCCGCUGCGUCCAAUGACCCAGGAUCGCCGUCCUUUGGCCGCAAGCGCCGCGGUUCUGCAGCCAGCUAUAGUGGGGGCAGUGGCUUUGGCAGCAUCUCGCCGAAAGGCAGUGGGUUCCUGAACAAGGUUCUCAGUCGCGACGGCAAGGAGCAAGGAUCUGCGAAGCGCCAGCAAGGCGGGGGGCAAGACGAACAAGAGGGCGACUUGAGAUUCGAUAAACUAGGGCGCAAGGAGGCAGAGCGUGAGCGGGGUGAGCGCGGCGCUAGUCCUGGUUUCACUGGCUUCUUCAAGGGCAUAUUUGGCAGCAGUCCGAAGAUGGGUUCUGGCGAAGACUACGAGCAGCAACAGCAGCAACAACGGCAGAACCCCAUGUCUAUCGCUGGCGGACCUUAUUUUCCACCUGCGUCGCCUCUCGGUCUCUCCCCCGUUUCAGUCGUUGCAGGCGGGCGGCGGUUCUUUUCACCUGCUCCAGACGCCGACGCAGAGGGCAAUGGCGACCUGCUCGACCCGUCGCAGAUCGUUGCGCAAGCCGAGCUGCAGAAGCGCAGGAGCAUCCGUCAGGCGCAGGCCAUUGUCGACGCGGAGCGCCGCAGGAUCAUUGAGAGCCCUUCUGCCUCCCGAGUUGGCUUUGAUCCAGCUUCUGACAGACCCUGGGCGCCGAAGCAAGCACUAAAUGAUGGCACUCGUGCUAUUGAUACACUGGACGCCGCUGGCGGCGUUGCGGGAUCACCCAGUCGUCCUUCCGGCAUCGCCAUAUGGGGCAAAAUCGGAAGGAAAGCGGUGCCAAGAAUGUCGGAGCCAGGCGAGCCGGCUGUGGAGAGCUUACCUCAUAUGCCCUACGCCCAGAACGUCAGUGAAGUUGACGCGCUCGCCAGGCUCGAAGGUAAACUGACACCUGCUCAGCAGAUCAUCUUGGAGACUCGCUCGCGUCAUAUUGCCCAGGAGCAGAUGCGUGCUCAGCACGAAUCAAUGCGCGCCCAGCAAGCCCAAGCCUUGGCACAGACACCAGCACCGAUGCAGCCUCCAGCUCAGGAACCCGCUCCUGUCGCAGCUGGCGAACGCUUUGGCAAGGUGGCAGGCAGCGAGGAUCGCGAUGAGGAUGUUCCUGUCCGUCGGCGGACACGUUCGCCUACCAAGUCGCCGAAGAAACGUCAGCAAGAUGUAUCGCAGACGACCGGCGCCCCGCCGAUCAGUCAGGGUUACCAGACGGAAGAGACCGUCAAGCCACCGGGCGGGGACAUCGGGCACCCCGCGGCCGGAUCUGCGCCUGUCUCAACCGAGCGUCAGCAACAGUCACUCAUGAGCCCUGCUCGUGGUGCAACAGGCGGCGCUGCCUUGUUGCCGGGCCGCGGCGCGAUGCCUAGCGAGUUCCCCACGCUGCCACAGGCACUGCAGGAAAUGAUGGUGCGCUUCUACCGCUUCGAGCGGUAUUCUGUGCCGCUCAUCCGCGACCUCGAGACACGCUUGCUUGAUAUUGAGCGAGAUGCGCAGAUGGCCCUGCACAGCGACUCAAUGAGCGCUACCUCGGCCAGGGAGCGCGAGAUGGACAAGUGGGUGGGGCAGAUGACUAGCCUCAUGCAUCACGAGGUUGGCCAGCUCAAGGCGGCCACGCACGAGAUUAGAGAAGGGCGUGAGACUCUCGCUGUCCUGGCCAAGUUGCUCGUGGGGGGUCGGGACGUGUCCAUGAUCCAUGCACACAAGUUACCCACCACGGCGAAGCCAGCCUUAUCCAAGAUUGACACGUCGCCCAACGAGAAGGUGCACGCAAUCGGAUCAGGCGAGCAGGAGAACACCGUUGCAGAUUUCCCUCCUGCAUCAACGGACUUGCGCGAGGUGGAACAGCAGCAUGACACUCGUCAGACCAACAUUUCGUCCGCGUCCUUCAACAGUGCUUUACCAGUGCCGAAGACGGAUGUCCCUGACCAGCUGCCUUCUGCGUCCUUCCAACCCAGCAACUUGAAGCUGCCUGCUGGCGCAGCUCCAGCUCUUGACAAAGACGAGCUUUCGUCGCCGAGUAAGCGGAUGACGGAAAGUCAUCGCCGUGAGCGCAGCGCCAGCCCCUCGGGUCGGCCGAGGUACACUGCCGCUCUGGGCGAGCCCAUGGAGAACGGCCGCAUCUCUCCAGCUGGUCGCCACCAUGUGGAGCCCUCCGAUGGUAGCACGCGCUCAAUGUCAUUUGUUCCCGAGCCUCCUUCUGCUGGUCGAUUCGAGAGGCCUGCUCGCCAGGACACGGCUUCCCCCGGAUUCUCGGACGCUGGCUCCAACGCAAGCAGCUCGACGCGCAUGCGUAGGGACCAGAGCGUGCAAGAUCGUAUCCGAAUGCUUGUUACGUCCAAACUCUCCGAGAAGCCGAGUUCGGAGUCGAUUGACAGGCAGCCGGAUGACGUUCUUGCUGAGGAGGUUGCCGGCAAGGAGGAGCAAGCGCCGAACCAUCAGCUCGAAUUAGCCUCCCCUAUCGGUGAUGUCAAUGCAGCCCCGCUUCUCAGCCCGGCAGAAGAGAGCACGUCUCUGACUGGUCAACACCUCAAGACACCUUCCACUCUCUCCAAGAUCUCGGCUGGCUCGAGUGUGACAUAUUCUCCCGGCCGCAAGCCAACUUCACCUCUUAUUGGCGGCCGUCUGUCGCCGGCGGCAGACCUUGGGGAACGCCAGCGCUCAGCGUCACCGACGUUUGUACCACCUGAGGGGAGCAGCAGCAUCACGACAUCCUCGCGUGCGAGCUCAAGCGUCAAAGCUCGCGCGCAGGCAUUCCUGCAAGCGCAGGAUAAGGCGUCGAACGACGCUUCGCCGUCGCCCAGCAUGUGGCUGGGCGGAACGUACGGAACGUCGCCCAAGCGCCGCGUCACUUCUGUCCUCACCGAGUCCGAAGCGGCUCCACAGCUGCAUAUUUCGAGCGACGACACGACGCACGCCACCUCGCACAUGCUUCGCAAUGCUGUCAGCCACGGCGAGACGCGUCCGCUGAACGUCGACUUGAAGCGGAGCUUUACGCUCGGCGGGUCCAGAAAGAGCGCUGCGGGCGCCAUUGAUGCUGCUCCGUCCGCGCUCUCGCCUCCGGGCUCCAGCACCACGUUGCGUAAGAGCGCCAUUGGGCCCGGAGCAUCUCUGAAGGACCGUGUGGCAUUCUUUGAUUCACAGAAAUCGUAAUGAUCUGCGCCAGCAGCAAGCAGCCCCUGCAUUGUCUAUGCACGAAAUCAGUCUCGCAUCUCUCUUCACACCUUCGGACCGCGAGCUUUGUGCUAUCGAGCGGUCCGGGUACACAAGUUCCUUCGUACCAUUGUAUGUUGCUGUGUCAAUGCAAACGUUUGGAUAGC
Molecule: messenger RNA, 5410 nt
Organism: Tilletiaria anomala UBC 951
Lineage: Eukaryota; Fungi; Basidiomycota; Exobasidiomycetes; Georgefischeriales; Tilletiariaceae
Exons: 3
Coding region: 174-5243 (1689 amino acids)
Source: RefSeq, a predicted model, not a curated record